Centruroides sculpturatus (bark scorpion) is the source of this 4457-nucleotide messenger RNA. RefSeq lists its product as uncharacterized. The transcript has 2 exons. Bases 2636 to 3844 code for a protein of 402 amino acids. NCBI's taxonomy places the organism in Eukaryota, Metazoa, Arthropoda, Arachnida, Scorpiones, Buthidae. The record is from RefSeq and is a predicted model, not a curated record.
UUUAUGGUAGUAAAACCAUUUACACACCUACCAAGCGAUCUAUCAAGCAAAGCGAACAAUGGCAUUAUUGUUCCUAUUAUCGAAAGAUCGUUUGUUAAACACGAAAAGACGAAAAGACCUUCGAGCAUUUUAGAGACAUUGUUCGCUAGCUGUUACUAGCAAGCAGUACGAAAUUCAAUAUUAUUUAGGUACAAAUUGGUAUAAAAAUAAAUAUCCAAACACUUGCGAGUAAUAUUUUCAAGUGUGUAACUUAUUUUUCAAUGGAGGGGCGGCUAAACUGACUGAGAAUAAUUAGUUUUCCGCUUAGUUUAGCCGCUUUAGUUUAGCACAAUUUUAAACAAAUUUUUCAUACUGAUCUCCACCUCAUUAUGAAAAUUUUAUUUAAAAUUGUGGUUCCUAUUAGAAAUAGUGUCAAUAAAAUGGUGAUAUAAAAACAUUGAAAAUUUCCUUUUCUUUGUAAUUAUUUCUAAAGCGAAAUUACUACAUUCAAUUAAAAUUUCUAUUAUACCCUCCAAAUUAUAGUGUUUACACAGACACUUGGAAUAAAACAAAACGUUUAUAAAUAGACUUUUCACUUUUAUUGUUUACUUAAUUACGAAUGAUAUUUUAAAGAAAAUAUUUGAAUUUACUAUAAAAAAUUAAGCGACAUAGUGUAUGCAAUGUUACUGUUGUGGUGAUACACCAGUUGUUUGUAUAUAUUUUUUCUUAAGAUUAAGUUUCCUCAUUCUUUGAUACACUUUCCCGAACUUUCUAACUGUCCUUCAUCCCUGCUGGUGGUAAAACGUUUCUAAGAAAGAGAAAGGAAAAACAAGGGUGUGGAAGAAAAGACCCCGAGGCUAAAUCGGUGGAAAAGGAGAGGCAGACUGGAGCUAGCAUUGAAACAGGACAGAUGGUGAGAGGAGAGCCUGGUCGCCGUAACUAAGGAGGACUGAGUGAUUUGAGAACAGCUAGAGCGAGACAUAACGAAUAGGAAGAAGGGAAGGAAAAUCGACGAAAGUUUUUUUACAUCGAUGCUAGUGAAAUCUGAAGAAAGGGAGGAAGGAAACACGGGUACCCUAACCAGCAGUCUUCUCUUGUUUUUUCUAUUCUUAAUCUUAAUAUUCACUCUUCAUUCUAUUUCCUUAUUUAGUAUAUAAGCUAGGUUAAGAUAGGGUCAGUAAGGUUUUACAUUGUCGCGAAUAACCGUUGCACUCUCUCAUUCCAAUAAAGUAUAUGUUACGCGAACUGUAUAUAUUGGAGUUGGGAUCAUUGAGAAUCUUGUAUAAUUGCACGAAACGACAAUAAAACUUUUAUUGUAGACGAAUUUCUUUGUGUUGUUCGUCCACGUGCUCUCCACACUGUUGACAUUAACAAAUUUUUGUAUAGAAUAUCAAUUGCAGUAUUGUCAACAAUACAAAGGGCUAGUGAAAUUUUAUUUUUCAUUGUCCUUUCCAGUAUUCCAUGCUGAAAAUAGCAGUUGCUCUUGUUUUACAUUCGAAAAUAUUAAAACGUAUAUAUUUAAGUACAAUAAUCAUUUUUAGAGGUCACAUCUUUUUUAAAAAAGUAGCUCAUGUUGUCCUCCAAACCAACUAUGGCCUCACAGAGCGACUCCGUUUUUAAAAAAUAAAUGAUUUUUUAUCAGUAUAUUAGCAAUAUCAAAUGCAUUUUAUUUAAUCUCGGAUAACUAUCUAAAAAUUAUUCACAUCUAUUGAAAGAAUAUAAUUAUUUGGCUGAUUUUUUAUCACACGUUUUCUAAAAUCUACUGUGGACUUCUCCUUUGAGAGGGCAAGCUCCCCAAAGAAACUCAAAAUUUAUACUGACACGUCAAGGAAUCACUCUGGGGUCGGUUGUACUGUAGUGGUGAUGGAUCACCUCAGGGGCUUCUUCUGUCAGGGAUAAUUCUCUCUAGCCGCACAUUGCAGCAUCAACCAGGCCGAGUCCUUAGCAAUCCUCAAGGUCCUCCAUCCCAUUAUCCACCAUAACUUAGACCAGAAAGCCAGCCAAAUCAACAUCGUUUCGGACAGCAGAGUUUGCCCUCUAUCAGAUUAAGGUUCAAAAAACGAAUGUGACUAAAAGAAAUUUUGUUACAUUUUUUUCCUUAAUUCUGUCUUUAAAACAUAUUUAUAUUUUGUUUAAUAUUCAUAGAAACACGAUUUUCUCAACUACGAUUUGAUAUCCCUAGGUCAAACUAAAACUAUGAAAAAUAUAAGCUAUAUUAAAACCCGGACUCAUUUAACACAAAUUACUCAUGUGUUUUAAUUAAUCCCAAAAUUAUUCAUCAAAUAUUAAUUAAUAUCUGAAACAAACCUUUAAAUAUAAAUGUACCAAAUUCAUUAGUUUCUCGUACCGUUAUUUCUUAAAGAUAAUACAUUAAAUGGUGGCUAGUAGUGUUUAAUCUGGUGUUGAAACCUGGUGACGAGUGACACUAAUAGAAUCGUUAUAUAUUUUGUAUAAUGUUUUACUCGGCACUCGUUUCGAUAAAAAUAUUUAUUUUAACUUAUAAAAAUGUUCGAUUAUGAUUCCAUUUAUUUCAAAUAAACAAUAGAAUACGUGAAAAACUGUAAUUUCUAUUAACAAAGACAAUUUCAACAAUAAAAUUCAAAUUAUAAUUAUUAAAAUUAAUUAUUAUUUUGUAAAAUUUUCGAAAAAAGCAUCGAUGAAUACUAUUAAAAUUCAGUGUAUAGAGGGACGGCAACUACCAGUAUCCCGAUCAAGAAUGUCUACGACCAGCUUCAUGUUAAUGUGUAUGAUAGAAUCUUAUACCAAUGUCGAAGAUAUCACCUUUUAUUUACCGUAUACCUUUGAAAGUUUGCAUAUCAUCUCAGAACUGUUGGAAAGUAAAGGAUCAGGGAUUACAUCUUUGAAAACAGCAAUAGAUAUUUUAAAAAUUAACAAGAGCUUACGUAUCAUUGGUGUAAAUAAAUUUUGUUAUGCUCAUAUCAGUACUACGCUACGAACCGAAGAUGUCUGUUCUGUACACGACUUUGCUUCCGAAAUCGGCAACUACAAAUUAUUAUACACUUGUUGGAGAAUGUUCGAUGUGAAAUACGAUCAAAUAUUUUGUACAAAUCUGUACUUCGAUUGUAGAGAAGCAACAAUAGAUACACUCGUAUCUCGCCCUAUUAAUAAACAUUUUGACGAGAAGAAUAUCUUCGAUAUUGCCUACCGAUGGGCCGUGAACAAUGUUAGUGAGAAGAAAUCUCUAAGACAACUCAUGGAACCUUUCUUACCAAAAAUCAGAUUUUUGACAAUGGAAAAUGAAAUCUUUGAGUCAGAUGAAUUUUCACUCGUCUUAACUGAAAAAGAACUGGAAGCAAUAAGGCUGUUUUUCGUAACUGAAAAUUUGUCGUGUGUCCCUGACAAUAUUUCCAAGAACAUAAAAACCAGAGAUUCUUACUUAUAUCCGUUAUUAUUCACUUACUGCAAUCGAUACCCGCCCGUCAUUCAAAUACAAAGAUUCAUGACCAAAAAUAUACAAUUUAUAUCAGAAAUAUUUCUUCACGAAAACUGUUUUAUGAGAAGAAUUCGUCUACCAAUAGCCCACAAAAAUCGACGUGGAAUAGAAGCAAAUUUAUAUUUUUCGAUUAAUAACAGAAAAUGGAAAGAUAGGAAAUUUCUUACAUGCGAAAUGAACGGAUGUAUUGAUUUAAAAGUUGGACUUUAUAUUAAAAAGUUUACAACGUUUCAAUUUAUCGUUAGAUUUCCCAAUAAGGAAAUAAUUCCAAGAAACAAAAUAGAAAUUAAACCAUCUGCAGAUCGUUUCACUCCAAUUGAAGACUUCAUUGCAAUUCCUCACACGAAAAAAUAUUUAAGUUUAGAUCCUCACCUUUUUUCAAUAUAUUGUGACGUUACACUGUACUUUUGAGGACUAAAUUACUCUUUGAAAAAUAUGAAGAAAAUUAUUUGGAAUAGUCAUUCAAAAAUUUUUCACAUAUACUUCUUUGAUUUAACUGUAUAUGCAAAUAAAAUAUAUAUACUAAUUUAACAUUUAAGAAUUGUAUUUCAUAAAAAACCAUUAUAAAUUAUUCUAAUUUGAAAAUUUGUGGUGCAGAUAAAAUUUUCGCGUGAAUUUCACAUACCCAACAGGAAAAGUAUCUUUCUAAAACUUAAAUGUGUAUUGUUGUGUAGCUAAAGUAUUGCAUUUUACUAAGUACUUAGUAAUGGUUUUACCUUAAUUGAAAAUUUCAUUAAGUGAAAUUAAUUAAACUUAGUUUUUCCCUCUAUUAUAGUCAUUAUCGCUAAUUAAUUUACUUAUUAUUGUUUGGUAAAUGAAAAACUCAACUGACAAUCAAAAUCACGAUCGAUAUGGCCUAUAUGUUAAUUAGGCUGAUGACAGCAGAAAUUCAAAAACUAUAAAGAACGUUAGAGGAUUGAUUUACAGGUAUACCUCGCCUUACGUCGGUAAUUGGUUCCAGGAAAACGACGUAAGUCGAAAAACGACGUAAGUCGAAUUCACCUGUCUCCGAAUCUACUUAUCA